AUGUUAUAUAUUUUUAACCAAUUGAUUUACGAAUUCAAUGUGUUAACAAAUAGUUACUUAAGCUUAAUCUAUGCUGUGAAAAUUAUUCUCAUGAAUUUUUCCACUUUUUUUUUUUUUUUCCAUGAAAUAGAUUAUCAAAAUAACGUUGCAAAUACGUAUUACACAUCAUCAUCAGUCAUCAUCACUCAUCAUCAUCAUCAUCAAUUUGUCAUCACCAUCAAGUAUAAUAGUAGUGAACAUUUAUUAUUGUUAUUAUUAUUAUUAUUAUUAUUAUUAUUAUUAUUAUUAUUAUAUUAUUAUUAUAUUAUUAUUAUUGUUAUUAUUAUUAUUAUUAUUAUUAUUAUUAUUAUUAUUAUUAUUAUUAUUAUUAUUAUUAUUAUUAUUAUUAUUAUUAUUAUUAUUAUUA
Molecule: messenger RNA, 406 nt
Organism: Loa loa (African eye worm)
Lineage: Eukaryota; Metazoa; Nematoda; Chromadorea; Rhabditida; Onchocercidae
Exons: 2
Source: RefSeq, a predicted model, not a curated record